AUGUAUUCAUCAAGCUAUACUUCACCUAAUAAAAUUAUUGAUAGUAAUUGUGUUGAUAAAGGAAAUCUAUUUUUAGGUAAGCUUAAUUAUUUAUUACAAAGGAAAUAAACAUUCUACAGCUAUAUAACAUUUGGAAUAAUUAUAAAUUGGAGCUAUCUUAACAGUAGCUGAUGAUAUAAAUAUAAGUUUACCUAAUAGAAAUCAUCUUAUUAUAAAUGCUUAAGAUGUACCAGAAUAUUAGAUUUGUAAAUCAAAUAAAAAAUUAAACUAAUAUAGGUCUUCAUUUCAAAGAAUGCUUUUAAUUUAUAGAAUAAAAUCUUCAAAGCACAAAUGUGUUGGUUCACUGCUUUUAAGGUGCUUCUAGAUCAGCAACUAUUGUAGCUGCAUAUUUAAUGAAAAUUUAAAAGUAAUACGAAAAAUUUUAAUUAUAGAAUUCAAGCAAAAGAAGCACUUUAAAAAUUAAAGGAAAUUAGAAAGAUUGUUUGUCCAAAUAAAGGAUUUAUAUCUUAACUUGAAAAUUUUGAAAAAAAUCUAAUGUAAUUUGAUAAUUCUAAUUGA
Paramecium sonneborni is the source of this 558-nucleotide messenger RNA. The record is from the annotation of a GenBank genome assembly. Lineage: Eukaryota; Ciliophora; Oligohymenophorea; Peniculida; Parameciidae.